AUGCCUGCACGGAGUCAACCAUUCCGCAGGCUGUGCUGUGGUGGAGGAAUAACAAAUAGCGGAGAAGCACUCGUGGCCACGGUGUCGCCGCCGUGCACGGGCGACGUUGAUCGGCCAUCGUCGGCUCUGCUUUCCCCGCUUUCAUUGGUGGAGAUCGGGACAACACAAUCAACUUGGGGAGAUAAACUUCUCUUUCCUACGAUUGUCGUACUCUGCGGGCGGGAUUCUAUGGAUGUGUUUGAUGCAACUGCGGCGUCGUCCGUGGCGUGGACGACUCCUCAGUCGCUUGAGAAAAAGCACCGUGGCGCCAGUACCAAGUCGCUCGACGACGCUCAUCUUCGGGAUCGCCAAUCCUACCAUACCAGGGUCCGGCUCCCGGCAACCCCUUCGGGACACGUUGAGAUGGGUGGUGCAUCAUCCUCGCUGGUGCUGGUGCAGGAUGGCUCUCAGCUUCUCGACUUCCCGACUGCCCACGCCUGGUCAUGCAAAUCCGGUGGAAACUUCAUCCCUUCCGUUGACGCCUCCCAAAGGCUCAAGCGCUCAAGACUGAAGACCCAACAAGAACAUGAAUCCAUUCAAGUCAAGGACCGCACGAGGGACACGGCGAGGAUCGGGAUCAGAGGAAGAGUCUUGGUAACAUGCGAUGUGACAGUCAGGCGAUCGAUUGAUCGAAAGCGCAUGCACAAAGCACAAAACUCGAAGCUUAGCACAAGCUACGAGUGA
Laetiporus sulphureus 93-53 is the source of this 723-nucleotide messenger RNA. RefSeq lists its product as uncharacterized. Bases 1 to 723 code for a protein of 240 amino acids. The record is from RefSeq and is a predicted model, not a curated record. Lineage: Eukaryota; Fungi; Basidiomycota; Agaricomycetes; Polyporales; Laetiporaceae. The transcript is spliced from 8 exons.